Molecule: messenger RNA, 1008 nt
Organism: Rotaria sordida
Lineage: Eukaryota; Metazoa; Rotifera; Eurotatoria; Philodinida; Philodinidae
Source: the annotation of a GenBank genome assembly
AUGACAGGCUCCGGUGGAAAGAUGGUUAAGCAUUUUAAAUCUACGGCACAUAUGAGUAGUGAAAAUCGUUUAUUAAACUUUUCUCAGAAAAAAACUAAUAUUGAUUUAAUGUUAAUUGGUGGUCAAAGAGAAGUUGAUCGAAAACGUGAACAACUUUUAAAAUUAAAUGAAAAAAUCGUUAUCACGUUACUUGAUGUUGCACGAUUUCUUUCACGACAAGCAUUAUCAUUUCAAGGAGAUGGAAAUUCUGAAGGCAAUUUCGUUGCGACCAUAGACCUGUUGCGUCGUCAUGAUCCAGUACUUGAUCAAUGGUUUAAAGACUCCAGUUUACGUCCAUAUCAUGUGACUUAUCUUCAUCAUGAUUCACAAAACGAACUUAUUACAUUAUUUGGUAGAGCUGUUCAACAAGCUAUAUUGAAUGAUAUACAUAAAGCACAAUUUAUUUCUGUGACUGUCGAUUCAACUACUGAUAUUUCUAAUAAAGAGAUAUAUACAAUUGUAAUUCGAUUUGUAAAAGACUUCAUUGCUCAAGAACGAAUGAUAUCCGUUAUGGAAUUAAAUUCUAAGGUAGGUGAAAAUAUAUCCCAGUCUUAUGAUAAUGCGUUGAAUAUGUCUGGAGUGAAUCAAGGCGUUCAAGCUUGUUUAAAUAAACAUUUAAAUCGAACAAUUUUAUAUAUACCAUGCGGUGUUCAUUCUACAAAUUUAGUAGUAAAACAUGGUAGUAGUAUUAGUAUCGAAUACAUAAAUUUUUUUGGUAUUUUACAAGAAUUAUAUAAUUUCUUCGAAAUGAGUGCUAAACGACAUUCAUUAUUGUGUAAAAAUUUAAGUGAAACAGAAUUUGGAAUAUUGGUCAAGGACUUGUCGAGAACACGUUGGUCUGAUCGAUAUGAAGCUGUUAGAGCUGUUUAUAUUUCACAUAAACAAAUCGUCGAUACUCUUCAAGAGAUAUCAGAAAACGAUUCUGUAAAAACAACUCGACAAACAGCAGAAAAUCUAAAGAAUAAAUAA